Porites lobata is the source of this 4058-nucleotide messenger RNA. NCBI's taxonomy places the organism in Eukaryota, Metazoa, Cnidaria, Anthozoa, Scleractinia, Poritidae. The record is from the annotation of a GenBank genome assembly.
GAGUUGAAUCUCCCCAGCUCAUCUUCCAAAGCCUACGAUGAACAAGUUGCCUUACAAGGUUGGUUGUAAACAAUAAUUAAGAAAAAAAACCCGUAAAUUUACAUAAAUUUAUACACUAUCUUACAUUGCAACCGAUAUUUUUUUUUUAUUCCGCGCACAAUACGGACAUUUUGCCUUGUAGCUUUGGUGUCCGUAUUAACAGGGCUUCACUGUAUGUCUGUUUCUCGAAGAAUUCUUAGAAAUUGAGUCAUGCAAAAUUGAUUUUAUGCUUACAGAAGAAUCCCCUGGAAGACUGAAACAGAAAGCAGGAAAAAAGCGGAAAGUGCAGGAGAUGAUAACUGAAGGUAUACUAAAGGUCAUUUAAAUCCAUAUUAUACAGUUAAACCUCUCUACAAUGGCCACCUUGGGAACAGAAAAAAAUGGCCACUGUAGAGAGUUAGCCGUUGUAGAGAGGCUGAAACAAGAGUGAACGUAUGGACUAUUUGCCGAAACAAAAAUUGCCGUUGUAGAGAGGUAGCCGUUAGUGGAGAUUGGACUGUUGUUGAUAACAGAAAGGAGAGACCUUAUUUAGUCCUUUAAAGUCCAUUUUGUUGUGCCACCCUUUGACUGCAAAGACGAAAACUCAUUUGGUUUUUCCCUAUUUGUUGAUGUGAGGUUUAAAUUAUGUAGUGUUCUAUUAAUUUGGAUUAAACACUCGCUACUAUUUCGGAAUACAAUCGAACCUCCACUAACGACCACCUCUCCACAACGGCCACCAACGGCCACUUCUCUACAACAUAAUGUGAUACAACGUUUCAUUUAAGUCCAUACAUCAUAACAGAAUGCGAAUUUCUUUGUUCCGUGAAACUCGAAGGUCCGUUCGUUUAAAAUCCUGUGAGAUUGGACAGCAGGCGUAGAUGCAGAACCUUUUUAUCAACUUCCGAAUGAGUGAAAACCUGUGUGUUAUGGUUUGUAACAGACGUUUCUAUAAUUUUGUGCCUUGCCAGUCGAAAACCGUUUGUUGAAAGUCCGGAGAGCGGCCAAUUAAGUGUACCUGCAUCACAAAUUAACCUCUGAUUGAAUGGAAGUCUGUGACUUUAUUUUUAGGAAGUCGUGGCCUGUGUAAAGACGCCACCUCCUCCUGUUCCGAUGUAGAUAUUUUCUGGUGUUACCUAAAGUGAGCGAUGUUUGCACUAAUUAUUUAAACUUACGUAGUAAAACGAGGGGGCAUAACAUUAAGAAAGGAUAAAUGUUCUAGAAGUCUAAAUAUCAGUCUGAAAUCAAUGGUUUCCUUUAUACCAUCAUAUCACGUGGGAUCCUUAUUUCUUCCUUUAGUUGAUCCAUUGUUAGCAGAGCUGUCCAUUCCUACAGCGCAUGGAUCCAAUCACGGUCUGACACCUGCUGCACCCUUCAGUGUUAAUCCCCUUCAUAACGUUCAGUAUCCACAGAAUUACUCCUCCCCUGAUAUCUACACCUAUGACCACAGUGCCCCGUCCACCAGCUCUACACCUGGAGGAUCCUUGGGUAUCGAUUCGUACCUUUUCAGAGGUUCUGGCCUGUCUACAGUCACGCAGGUCGAGCCCGAGGUACGUUGUUUGUCUGUUAAUGAGGUAAUGAGGUUGUAUUAACGAAAUUGUUAUUAAACAUUGGCUAGGAUUUAUUUUUGCCGAGAGAGAUUUCAUGGAUCAGGCGCCUUCUUAGUAACUAACGUGUUAAUAGUUAUUGAAAUUCGUUGGGCUAUAAACGUGUUAGAACCUUACGUACAACCCUGUAACUGACCUCGCGCGGCUGUUAGGCUAUAAACUCUGCCGGUAAGACGGACACCGGGUGCUGGUCUCUUCUCUGCCGAGUUUUCCAAUCAUCUACUGCAACUAAACUCUAUAUACUAGUAAGACGCGGACACCACUCUGAGACGGACAAUUGGAGUUGGUAUCCAUUUUGGUGAGCCAACUUGAGACAGAAAGGGUCUGCUGGUUAUUUCCCAGAUCAUACGUUUAGCUGAGUGAUCUUAAAACUGUCAAAUGAUUGUUAGCAGGAGAUCACACGUUUACUUUGGUUCCAUACCGAUAUUGAUUAUUCUGCCUUUGGUCUCGUUUUCAGAGGAACACUCGCCUCUGUACUCAGGACGUGCCGUCACACGAUCCUGGAACCGCAGGACCAGUUCCGGUACCUCUUCAUUCUGCUGGUAAGGUUUCCAUCCGUGUUACAAGGAAAACAAAAUUCUGCAAUCUACUACACUAGUAACGCCAUGACUGACUUGAGUACCAAUAAGACAAUGUACAGGACUUAACGUAGUGCUGCAACUAGUAUUAAACGGUCCUGUCGUCCUUACUACAAUACACAGAUACAGGCCCGGGUGUUUUGAAUAGUUGGAUAGCGCUAUCCACCAGGAAAAUGACCAACAAGAUGAUGAGUAUUUAAGAACCCGAUACCUUUAUGCAUUAGAUAGUGAGAUACCCAGUAAAUAGCACUAUUUACCUUUUGAACUUCUGGGGCUGAAGGCACUUUUGGUCUACAGUCUGUCUUCUAAAAUCUCCAAACUGGACAUUUUCUUGUAUUCACUCAAGUAGGCGUUGCUUUAAUUUCUAAUAUUGUACAAUAACCCAAGAAGGCGUAUAAUGCUAGAAAAGGAGAAAUCUACUUAAAGACCACGAGUGCCGUGAAACCAGUCGUUUACACUGUACCUUCAUGUUAACUCAUGGGAUCUUAAUUUUAAUUUUUUUUCUUUAGGAGCUCCCAUUUCGACGUCGCAUUUCUCCAGCCUCAGCCUGGCACCCUUCAGUGAACAUCCCCUCCGUAACAGAGUCCUGGAAUCACCACUGCAGGCAUGGCAACCGCGAAGUAAUAUUCCAGGGUACCCGUAUCCCCGCAGUUCUAACAUUUCUAGAAUUUUUCUCCCUCCAGUUCACUCUGGAUAUCUUCCCCUGCGUGGAAUACAGGAUCCGUCACAACAGAGAGUUCAGCGCCAAAAUACAAUGCCGGAUGAUCUGAAUCUCGAAGGUUCCACAGUCACCUACCCGCAAGAAAUCCCGGGAUUUCUUUCCCCACAUGGAAUACAAGGAGCGCGUCCUCAUGGAUUGCAACCACAAAGUACGAUGUCAGAUAAUCCAUAUCUCAUUGGUCCUGGCGAAUCAGCCUAUACUCACUCGACAGUUAAUUUGGAAAGUCUCCUCCCUCGUGAAACGCUGAGAUCCCCGCAGUAUGGAUUUCAUCCGCAAAGUGCAAGUCCAAGUUAUCCGCAUCUUCAAUUUAGUGACCCUGUUACGUCUGCAGUGACACACACGCCAGUAAUCCCCGGAAACCGCACGAGAGCCCCGCUGCAAGCACCGCAACCGCUAAGUGCAAGUUCAGGUGAUCUGCAUCUUAGUGGUCCUGUUACGUCUUCAGUCACGCACCCGGCAGUAAUCCCCGCCGGAUAUUCUUACCCGUACGGAAACCACAUGAGAGCCCCACUGCAGGUACCGCUACCGCAAAGUGCAAGUCCAGGUGAUCCGCAUCAUAGUGGUCCAAUGUCUUCCGUCAUACAUCCGCCAGUAAUCCCCGCAUAUUCUUCCUACCCCUACGGAAACCGCAUGAGAGCCCCGCUGCUGGCACCGCAACCGCAAAGUGCAAGUUCAGGUGAUCUGCAUGUUAGUGGUCCUGUUACACCUUCAGUCACGCACCCGCAAGUAAUCUCCGGAUAUUCCUACCCGUAUGGAAACCACAUGAGAGCCCCGUUGCUGGCACCGCAACCGCAAAGUGCAAGUCCAGGUGAUCUGCAUCUUAGUGGAAUCCCUGGAUAUUCCUACCCGUAUGGAAACCGCAUGAGAGCCCCGCUGCUGGCACCGCAACCGCAAAGUGCAAGUCCAGGUGAUCCGCAUCUUAGUGGUCCAAUGUCUUCAGUCAUAGACCCGCCAGUAAUCCCCGGAUUUCUUUCUCCGUCUGGUAUGCAGAGAGGAAGUCCAGAAGUUCAACACGAACGAAAUCCUUCGACUGAAUCUGGUACUUGGCUCAGCCAAUAAGCGGAAUUAAUUUCUUAUGGUGUAAAAUUGUAUAACUUUUCCAUUUUAAGCUUAAUUUGUGCUGCAGUUAUCUUUUAA